AAAAAAAUCGGGCUUAACAAUGCCGGCACUCUUCUUGAAUCUUUUUUUUUUUUAUUGCCGCGAACGUCCGAUAAAUCCUUGUGUCGUGUACUCCGUGGACACCGGCUGGUACAUAGUUUUCGCGGCAAGGCAUGGACAUUCGCAGGCUUGGACAACCUCGCCUACAACCAAGCACAGAUACAAAUGUCCCUUAACUGGGUUUGGGCCGGCGUUUCCGAACCCUGCCUGACCUUGGAGGUUGGCAACGGUGCGCCCGACCGGGUUACGCAGGUUGCACAACGCCUAGGGGUUACAGGUCACUUCAACGCCCCCGUAACCGUGCUUACUGGCCACCUGCUCUUCUACUCCAAGAAAGAGGUCAACAAGUACAACGGCAAGAAACUCCGGGAGCUGGACAACCCCGUCGCUCGUGUUAGCGCCGUCCACACGGGCGCGAACGCCAGGAGGGCGACAGCAGACACCGCGGAGGGGCUCGAGAGGGACCUCUACUUAGCCAAGGGAGCGAAGGUUAUGCUCUCGAAGAACCUGUACCAACAAGUUGGGCUGGUGAACGGCAUUAGAGGCGAAGUCGUCGAGUUGGUGUGCGCAGAUGAUGCGCCCCCGCCGAAGCUCCCCCUUUACGUUGUCGUCAAGUUUGAAGGGUACUCGGGGGGGGAAUGGUCGUCUCAGGAGAGGUAUAGACGUUGUGUCCCUAUUUCUCCCGUCGACACCACCUGGCAGGACGGGGGGACGCAGGUCAGGACGCAGCUGCCCCUUAGGCUCUGCUGGGCAAUUACGAUGCACAAGUCCCAGGGGCAGACUUUAGCCAAGGCCGUCAUUGACUUGGGGCCCAAGGAGGCCUGCACGGGGCUUACUUUCGUCUGUCUCAGUAGGGCGAAGAGACUUGUGGACCUCAUGGUAGAGCCCAUGAGUUUCGACAGGAUUGGUAACCUUGGAAAUUCGCCGACGAUGAAGGCUAGGCUGCAGGAAGAGGUUAGACUUGGGGAGUUAGCACAGAGUACGAGGGUCAAGUACACGGACAUGGGCGUCUUCAGCGCCGUCGCGGGUAACCAAUGA
This is a messenger RNA of Ectocarpus sp. CCAP 1310/34, 1056 nucleotides long. The record is from the annotation of a GenBank genome assembly. Lineage: Eukaryota; Phaeophyceae; Ectocarpales; Ectocarpaceae.